AUGGCGCUCAAUAUGCCCUCGGGGGCUGGUGGCGGAGGCGCUCAUACGCAGCCUUCGCUUCCAUCGCUACCAGCUCACCUGCAGUCUGAUACUCACUUGACUGCUCACCUGGCUAGCCGUUUCCAUAUCUCCGUACCGACUGCCCGGCUCUCGUCCCACGCCCUGAUCGCAAUCAACACGUACACGUCUUCUACGAAAGGCCUCGAUGGCGGCAGGGAGGGGAGUGCCAUGGCUGGCGCCGAGGACAUGGCCGACAGGGCUAUUCUUCGUCUCGGUCACCGCUCCGAGAAUCAGGCCAUCCUGUUCUUGGGCGAAUCCGGCUCUGGCAAGACCACAGUCCGUUCGCAUCUGCUGACUUCGCUCUUGAACAAGUCUUCAACGCCUUUGUCCACAAAGGUUUCGCUUGCUGCUUACGUUUUCGACACCUUGACCACGACCAAGACGGCAACAACACCGACGGCGUCAAAGGCUGGCCUGUUCUACGAGCUGCAGUAUGACACCGCGUCGAACACAAACCCAAUUCUCAUCGGAGGCAAGCUGCUCGACCACAGACUGGAGAGAAGCCGGAUUGCCGAUGUCCCCACCGGCGAGCGUAACUUCCACAUUCUCUACUAUCUGCUCGCAGGCACCAGCGAGGCUGAGAAGACCCAUCUCGGUAUUGAUUCUCCUCGCGACGCCGCCGGCCAGAAGAGGUGGAAAUAUCUUGGCCACCCGACUCAGCUCAAGGUGGGCAUCAACGACGCCGAAGGCUUUCAGCUGUUUAAGAAUGCGCUUCGCAAGCUCGAGUUCCCCAGGAGCGAUAUCGCCGAAAUCUGCCAGAUCCUCGCCUGUAUUCUUCACAUCGGACAGCUCGAGUUUGAGACCAGCUCGAACACGACUCCAACCGGCGACGACAGCGGUGGCUUCUCUCACGAGGGUGCCCAGACUGUGACCGCUGCGCGCAACAAGGAUGUUUUGGGUAUAAUUGCGGCAUUCCUUGGAGUGAGCUCCGCCGAUCUGCAGAACACCAUGGGCUACAAGACGAAGAUGAUCCACCGCGAGCGUGUCACAGUCAUGCUCGACCCGGCCGGUGCUCGUGCGAACGCUGACGAGCUGGCGAGAACUCUGUACUCACUUCUCGUCGCCUACGUGAUUGAGAGCAUCAACCAGAGAAUCUGUGCUGCUGAAGAGUCCGUCUCAAACACGAUCAGCAUCAUCGAUUUCCCGGGUUUUUCCCAGCAGUCCUCCACUGGUUCUGCCCUCGAUCAGCUUCUGAACAACGCGGCUGUAGAGUCCUUGUACAACUUGACCCUGCAGACCUUUUUCGACAGGAAGGCUGACAUGCUCGAGACGGAGGAAAUUACGGUUGCUGCAACUAGCUAUUUCGACAACUCGGAUGCGUCCAAGGGUCUUUGCAAGCCUGGAAACGGACUGCUUAGCAUCCUGGACGAUCAGACACGUCGCAACCGGACGGACAUGCAGCUUCUAGAAAGCUUGAGAAAGCGCUUCGAAGGCAAGAACCCUGCCAUCGCCGUCGGCUCUGCCACUGCCAAGCUCCCCGGCAGCAACUUCAUGUCUGAGAACACAGCCGCCACUUUCACAGUCAAGCACUUUGCCGGCGAGGUGGACUACCCCAUCAAGAACCUUGUUGAGGAGAACGGUGAGGUCAUCUCUGGUGACCUGAUGAACCUCGUCAAGUCGAGCAAGAGUGAGUUUGUUGCCAAGCUCUUCGGCCAGGAGGCUCUGCAGACCGUCAUGCACCCUCACGAGCGCAGCACUGUCAUGCAGGCCUCUGUCAGCUCAAAGCCCAUGCGUGCUCCCAGCGUCAUGUCGAGGAAGACAACCCGGACCAUGCGUUCUCGCGUCGCUCGUCGCCAAGAUUCCAUGGAAGACAUUGCAAGCGAGGCUGGAGACUUCAAUCCCGACAACGCCGGACGGGACGAGAAAAGAACCGGCACAGGAAUGCGGGUCUCGGAGCAAGGCGCUUCUGGUCAGUUCUUGGCUGCCCUGCAGAAUGUCAAGGGUGCAAUCACCGCACCAAAUACCAACAACUACUUCGUCUUUUGCUUGAAGCCCAACGAUAGGAGAAUCGCCAAUCAGUUCGACAGCAAAUGCGUCAGAACUCAGCUGCAGACUUUCGGCAUUGCUGAGAUCAGCCAACGUCUGCGUGCCGCAGACUUCAGCGUCUUCCUGCCAUUUGGCGAGUUUCUAGGCUUGACCGAGUCCGAGAGUCUCAUCGUCGGCAGUGAGCGUGACAAGACGCAAUCUGUUGUGCAAGAGAAGCAAUGGCUCAGUAACGAAGUUCUGGUCGGAUCCACUGGCGUCUUCUUGAGCGAGCGCUACUGGAUGGAGAUCACACAACUGAGCGAAAAUGUGUCAGCAUCUGGCCGGUGGCAAUCCGAAGCCGGGGAUGGGCUGACACCCUCACCUGGUGAUCCUUUUGGCAUGUCCAAAGAACGUCUGCUCUCCGUCGGCAAUACGCCGCAGUAUACCGACAAGUCUCGUGGCGGCUACUUUGCCAGCGGCGAUGCUGACACCCGCUCCGAAGCAGGUGUGUCUGCAUUUGGUGCCGGUGACAUGUUCCAAAGCAUGGAGACCAGGGAGCAGAUGGCAGAGCGCGGAAACGAGAAAGCACUCGUCGAAGUGGAGGAAUACACAGACACUGCAACGCGCAAGCGCUGGGUGUUUGUUGUCUACAUGAUGACCUGGUUCAUUCCUGAUUUCCUCAUCCGCUGGCUUGGCCGCAUGCCCCGGAAAGAUGUGCGUAUGGCGUGGCGCGAGAAGCUAACCAUCAAUAUCUUCAUCUGGCUGGCUUGUCUGGCUGCUUGUUUCUUCAUGAUCGUCUUCCCCAUGAUCAUCUGCCCGAAGCAGUACGUGUUCAGCCCAGCAGAGCUCUCGUCUUUCAACGGCCAGAACGGUGCAGCAGCCUAUGCCUCCAUUCGUGGACAGGUUUUCGACAUUGGUCAAUUUGCGCCCAGGCACUACCCUGCCUACCUGCCUACCAAGCAGAUCAUUCAGUACGGUGGUCUUGACAUCACCGCGUUGUUCCCUGUGCAGGUCUCUGCCCUGUGCCAGGGCAUGACUGGGUCCGUGGAUCCUGCUGUUACUCUCGACUACAAGUCGGACAAUGAUACAGGCCCUUCAACCGUUAACUCGCUGGAUCUCAACGCUCAUUAUCAUGACUUCCGUUACUACACCGGCGACAACUACCGCAAGGACUGGUUUGCAGAGCAGAUCAUGGUGCUCCGCUCCCAGUGGAAGAAGGGAAACAUCGGCUAUUCACCAGAAUAUGUGGCCACCUUGGGCUCGAAGGGCAACGCCAUCGCUAUCCUGAACAACCGCGUCUAUGACAUGACGAAGUACAUGAAGGGUGGUCAGGGUAUCCAUGCUCCGCCUGGCGAGGAAGGACCCACUGACCCUCAGGCGACCAAGUUCAUGUCUCAACUGGUGCUUGAUAUGUUCCAGUAUAAGAGUGGCAGUGAUGUCACUGCAACCUGGGACUCCCUCGCUCUGACCAGAGAGCAGAAAGCCUGGCAGCAACGUUGCUUGGAGAACUUGUUCUACGUCGGCGACGUCGAUACGCGCAAUUCCGUCCGCUGUCAGUUUGCCAACUAUCUCAUCCUGGUCAUUUCCAUCAUUCUCUGCUCCAUCAUUGGGUUCAAGUUCCUGGCUGCCCUGCAAUUCGGCCAAAAGAACGUGCCAGAGAAUCUCGACAAGUUCGUCAUGUGUCAGAUUCCUGCCUAUACGGAGGACGAAGAAUCGCUGCGCCGUGCCAUCGACUCUGCUGCUCGUAUGCAAUACGACGACAAACGCAAGCUCCUCGUCAUUGUUUGCGAUGGUAUGAUUAUCGGACAAGGAAACGACAGACCAACGCCGCGAAUCGUGCUUGAUAUUCUUGGAGUCUCCGAGACUGUCGACCCGGAGCCUCUCAGCUUCGAGUCUCUUGGUGAAGGCCUGAAGCAACACAACAUGGGCAAGGUCUACUCUGGCUUGUACGAGGUUCAAGGUCACAUUGUCCCUUUCCUGGUCAUUGUCAAGGUCGGCAAGCCAUCCGAGGUUUCACGUCCUGGUAACCGUGGCAAGCGCGAUUCCCAGAUGAUCAUCAUGCGCUUCCUCAACCGCGUUCACUACAACCUUGCCAUGAGCCCUCUUGAGCUCGAGAUCUACCACCAGAUCAGGAACGUCAUUGGUGUCAAUCCCACCUUUUACGAAUUCAUGCUUCAGAUCGAUGCCGAUACCGUCGUGGCCGCAGACUCUGCCACGCGCAUGGUCUCCACCUUCCUCCACGACACCCGGGUCAUCGCUGUCUGUGGUGAGACUGCGCUCACGAACUCGAAGUCUUCGUUCAUCACCAUGAUUCAGGUCUACGAGUACUGGAUCUCGCACAACCUGACCAAGGCCUUCGAAAGUUUGUUCGGCAGUGUCACGUGUCUUCCUGGUUGUUUCACCAUGUACCGUAUCCGUGCUGCGGACACUGGCAAGCCACUGUUUGUCAGCCGUGAGGUCGUGGAGAACUAUGCCACCAUCCGCGUCGACACACUGCAUCUCAAGAACCUGCUUCACCUUGGUGAGGAUCGCUACCUGACCACGCUUCUCCUCAAGUUCCACAACAAGUACAAGACCAAGUACAUCACCAGUGCACAAGCUUGGACCAUCGCACCCGACUCUUGGGCGGUCUUCAUGUCGCAGCGUCGUCGCUGGAUCAACUCGACCGUCCACAACCUCAUGGAGCUGAUCCCAAUGAACCAGCUCUGCGGUUUCUGCUGCUUCAGUAUGCGCUUCAUCGUCUUUGUGGAUCUCCUCUCGACCGUUGUUCAACCCAUCACCAUGGUCUACAUCACCUACCUCCUGGUCUUGGUCGGCACACAGAGCACAAUCAUUCCCAUCACGGCCUUUGUCAUGUUGGCUGCCAUCUACGGUCUGCAGGCGAUCAUCUUCAUUCUUCGCAGAAAAUGGGAAAUGAUUGGCUGGAUGAUCCUAUACGUCCUGGCCAUUCCCGUGUUCUCCUUCGCCUUGCCCUUGUACGCCUUCUGGCACAUGGACGACUUCAACUGGGGUAACACCCGUGUUAUCGCUGGUGAGUCUGGCAAGAAGGUCGUCAUCACAGACGAGGGCAAGUUCGAUCCGGCCUCUAUUCCCCGCAAGAAGUGGGAGGAGUACCAGGCCGAGCUGUGGGAGGCACAGACUGUGCGUGACGAUGCUCGCUCGGAGAUUAGCGGUUACAGCUACGCCACCAAGGCUGGCAUGAACGUGGGUGUCUCCGAGUACAACUACUAUGCCCCGUCCCGUCCCGGCUCAACGGCCGGUGUUGUCCCGCCGUAUGCCAUGGGCUCUCAUGGCAUGAGCCGCAUGUCUCUUGCCCCCAGCGAGAUGAUUGGCAACCGCCAGAGCCAGUUCGGCGGCUCGCAAUUCUUCACCAAUGACCCGAGCUCUGUCGAGCUGUCCAACCUCAGCGGUCUCCCCUCCGACGACGCUCUGCUUGCAGAGAUCCGGGAGAUCCUCAGGACUGCCGACUUGAUGACCGUUACGAAGAAGGGCAUCAAGCAGGAGCUUGAGCGACGAUUCGGAGUGCCGCUCGACUCGAAGCGGACCUACAUCAACAGUGGUAAGUAG
Messenger RNA from Microdochium trichocladiopsis, 5592 nucleotides. RefSeq names its product chitin synthase. Gene Ontology annotation, cellular component: cell periphery; myosin complex; cell septum. NCBI's taxonomy places the organism in Eukaryota, Fungi, Ascomycota, Sordariomycetes, Xylariales, Microdochiaceae. Bases 1 to 5592 code for a protein of 1863 amino acids. Gene Ontology annotation, molecular function: ATP binding; chitin synthase activity; cytoskeletal motor activity. The record is from RefSeq and is a predicted model, not a curated record. The transcript is spliced from 2 exons.